CCGGACGAGGUGUCGCGGCGGCUGGCGGGCACCCGGCGCGAGCUGCGCAACCGCCGCAAGAUCCUGCUGAGGAACCUGCCGCCCGACAGCAGCAGCCAGGAAAUCCAUGACUUAUUCAAAGCUUAUGAAAUAAAGUAUUGUUAUGUGGACAAAAAUAAAAGAACAGCUUUUGUUACUCUGCUAAAUGGAGAACAGGCCCAAAAUGCAAUUCAGAAAUUUCACCAACACUGUCUUCGUGGUAAAGAAAUAUCAGUGCAGCUGCAACCAACAGAUGCUUUGCUUUGCAUUACCAAUUUGCCAACCUCAUUUACAUUACAAGAAUUUGAUGAACUGGUGCGUACAUAUGGCAAUGUUGAGAGAUGUUUUCUGGUCUAUAAUGAAGUUACUGGUCAUUCAAAGGGUUAUGGGUUUGUGGAAUACAUGAAAAAGGACUCUGCUGCAAAGGCUAGACUGGAACUUCUGGGCAAACAAUUAGAUGAGAACACCCUCUUUGCGCAGUGGAUGGAUGUUAAUCAGUUGACCAUGGAUCUUAUUCAUUCUAAGUGCCUUUGUGUUGAUAAACUCCCUAAAGACUAUGCUGACUCAGAGGAACUGAUGCAAGCUUUCUCACUGAAAUAUAAACCUGUGUUCUGUCAGUUUGCUCAGGAUGAAGAUAGUUAUAUUGGUGGCUUUGCAGUAAUUGAGUAUGAGACUUCAGAGCAGACGGAGAAAGUGCGAGAAGCCACAGAUGGUAUGAUUAUCAAAGGAAAGAGAGCCCAAGUUUCAUACUGUGCUCCUGGGGCACCAGGGCGAAGCACACUAGCAGCACUUAUAGCAGCCCAAAGGAUGAUGAGAAACAAUAGGAAAGGAUUGCUUCCAGAGCCAAACGCAGUCCAGAUUAUGAAAAGUUUAAACAACCCAGCCAUGCUACAGAUACUUUUGCAGCCCCAGUUGCGUGGAUGUGCUGGUAAACCUGUUCUUGGAGCUUCUGCUGGUUUCCCUCAUCUUGUAAAUACAGCAGUCAGCCCAGUUUUGAAUCUGAAUCAAGUUCACCAGAACUCAGUUUUGGGGAACACACCUACCUUACUGCUGCAGAAUCCUUCCCAUUUACAACUGUCACGGCGGCAGCUAAUGAAGAUUGAGAAUCUUCAAACUAACAGUAAACCUGGUUUACUUGGAGAGCCUCCAACAAUGUUACUUCAGACUGUAUUGGGAAUAGGGCCAACACCAUCCAUGAGUGCAGGCAUGGGAAACCGUGGAGAAGCUCAUACAUCAUCCAGUCUGACUCCAACUGCAGCAGCAGUAGGGAUGGGCAUGUUUCCAUUCUUUCCAAAUCAGCACAUUAUUGGACAAGCUAUACCAUGGCAAAACAACACUCAGGAUAAACAAUCAACUACAGCGGGACUGUCAGAAGGAGCUGUCUCGGGGUCUCAGGCUUAUCUUCAGAGCUUAACAAAUCUCAGUGCUGGAGACUUGCAGAGAGGACCCUCCAAACAGCAAAGUCAGCUAAAAAGCACUGAUACAGCUUCAGGGAUUCCCUCAAAAAAACAGACCUCACUGCUGGGGGAUCCACCAAAAGAAAUCCGGCUUAGUACCAAUCCCUACUUGAAUUUGGCAAGUGUGUUACCUGGUGUGUGUCUUUCAGCAAUUGCCAGUAAAGCCCCUAAUGCUCAACAGCAGACUGGACUUUCAAGCCAUGUGCUAGAUGCUGGUGUCUCUCAGGGAAAUAUAUCGCAACAUGCAACAGAAAAUUAUUUGAAUUGCUCUCAGCAGCAGGGGGAUUAUCCGCAGGAGGCUCUCCAACAGUGGUACCAGCACUGUGCUCAAGCAUAUAAAGCUUCCCAAGUAAGAGUAGGGGAUUUUGAAAAUGAAGCUUCUGAGGAAUCUGGUGGCGGGCAACACCCGGACUACAAUACCUACUUGCAUGUCAUGCCUUCCUGUUACACUGGAGCCCAGGGAUCAUAUCAACCAGGCAGCUUGCCAGGCUCACAAGGUCCAUUGAACAAGGUGGCACCAGUUAGAAGUGAAAAGCGAGGCUCUUCGUACCUCAUUUCUUCCCCAGAUGCUGGGCCAGUGGAAUACAUUGGCCAGCAUGCUCAGGACAAUACAGUACAUCAUGCAGAAUCCUAUCUUAAAAAGAAACGUGUUUAUUGAUAUCCAGUCAACAGAUCCUGCCUUAAAGGGAAAAGGCAAUCUUUUCUUACCUGUGCUCUUUAUUGCUGCCUUAACUUCACGCACACCAUCCAUAUAUAUGAGUUACAGACACCCAAAAGGAACAAACCUGUACAGCAGGCAAAUUUGCCAAAUCAACUAUUAUGUAGCAAUAAAAAGAUAUUUACUUAGA
Messenger RNA from Gavialis gangeticus (Gharial), 2323 nucleotides. It is a transcript of the gene RAVER2, whose product is annotated as ribonucleoprotein, PTB binding 2. The annotation marks the transcript as partial. NCBI's taxonomy places the organism in Eukaryota, Metazoa, Chordata, Crocodylia, Gavialidae. The record is from RefSeq and is a predicted model, not a curated record. The transcript has 14 exons. Gene Ontology annotation, molecular function: mRNA binding. Gene Ontology annotation, cellular component: cytosol.